Messenger RNA from Zingiber officinale, 1793 nucleotides. RefSeq lists its product as uncharacterized. The record is from RefSeq and is a predicted model, not a curated record. Bases 124 to 1749 code for a protein of 541 amino acids. The transcript is spliced from 2 exons. Lineage: Eukaryota; Viridiplantae; Streptophyta; Magnoliopsida; Zingiberales; Zingiberaceae.
ACGGUUUAUCUGAUUCAUUAAUUUUUUUUACAUAAAUUAUUUGUUUGAUGGUAAUAAUAAAAGUUGUUUCCGCGGCGAUUGGUUUACGGAUUUCUUUCCGUUGCCUUUCCUAAAUUCUUCUCAAUGAAGAAGGUGAUCCAGGUCGGCGUCGCCGGCAUCGUCAUCGUUGCCCUCAACUUCUUUGUCUUCCGAUCUAUCUCCGACGUCCCGCGAAUGUUCCUCCUCGUCGGCGGCGGAGGCCCUGGUCUUCUGCAUUGGGUCCACAAUUGGGUCUACUUGCAUUCCCUCCACAUCUUUCUCUGCAUCGUCUGGCUUCUCCUCUGUUGCCUCGCCUCGUUCACCCCUUCCCGAUCUGCCUUCCCGUUGUCUUCCUCCGCUGAUUCCCCGCUGCCUUUUCCCGUUAAUUCCGCCUCCACCGAGCCGCUGCUUUUCCCCGUUGGUUCCGCCUCUACCGAGCAGCUGCCUUUACCCGUUAGUUCCGCCUCCACCGAACCGCUGCUUUCCCUCGUUCAUUCCGCCUCCACCAAGCAGCUGCCUUUUCCGGUUAAUUCCUCCUCCACCGAGCCGCUGCCUUCCCCCGUUCGUUCCGCCUGCACCAAGCCGCUGACGUUUCCCGUUAAUUCUGCCUCCACCGAGCCGCUGCCUUUUCCCGUAAAUUCUGCCUCCACCGAGCCGCUGCCUUCACCUGAAACGCUGCGUUCGCCCGAGCUGCUGUCUUCCCCCGCUGACUCCGCCUCCACCAAGUUGCUGCCUGGCCCCGCUGACUCCGCCUCCACCAAGCUGCUGCCUUCCCCCGCUGACUCCGCCUCCACCGAGUCGCAGCCUUCAUUCGAGCCGAUGCCUUCCCCUGCUGAUUCCGCCUCCACCAAACCGCUGCCUCCCUCAGCUGAUUCCACCAGCGCCGGCCGUGCUCUCUCUCUCGUCCUCUCCGCUGUGUGCAGCGCCCCCAUCGUCUGCCGCAAAUACAACCUCGUACGCUCUCUUGCCGAUCAGAUCCUCAACAGAAACCUCGGCAGUGGCGUGGAAGAGCUCCUGGAGCUCAACCGCGCAGCUCUAGCCGUCGCUUUCGCGAGGACGAUUGCCCUCCUCGAGGUCGCCAUCGAGACGGAGGUGUGUCUGGCAUCGGGGCUUUGGCCGAGUUGGGCCGUGCAGGCGACAGAUGAGCAGCGCGGCGGCCCGGCAGAGAAACUUGCGGCGGAGACGAUGUGGCUUGGGCAAAAGAUGGCGGAGAGCAGGGCCGCCUCGAAAGCGGUGACGAUGUGGGGGUCGAUGGUAAGGCUCCCGGUGCUCGCAAUCUCCGUCAAGCCGUCUCUUCGAAACUUAAUCGUUCGUGUUGGCGAAUUUAUGAUCACGCUUAUCCACUCGGACGAAUUGGAGGGAAACUCAACAAGCUCCCGACUAGCAAUGCUCAAGGCAUGGCUGCCAUUACUUUGCCAACUUGGGAAGGAGCCAGAUACGGUCAGAAUAUUGCAGACAAUGAUUGAGAAAUUUCCUCACGAGGAGCAAGACGAUAUACUAUCUUUAGCAAUGCUCAAGGCAUGGCUGCCAUUACUUUGCAAACUUGGAAAGAAAGCAGAUGCUGUCAGAUUAUUGGAGAGAAUGAUCAAGAAGUUUACUCAUGAAGGGCAAGGGGAUAUUCUAUCUCUCUGGCUUCGUCACUACACCAGUUGUUCUGAUUUCAAUUGCCUUAACCUUGAAAAUUCCUACAUGCGAUGGUACUCUGAAUCUGAAAAGCUCAAUCUGAAAUGAUAAUUCUGUCUUGUUUCAAUAAAUUAGUGCAUUCACUAUCUAUG